AUGUUGAUAUCACACGCAAACUCACACCACGUUCCACCCCUCGAAUCCAGAAUCGAUGAACUGAACAAUUCUCAGCGUGAGGUACGAGACGAUCGUGGAUUUUGCGUAACAUUUGAGCGAACUGUACGCAUACCCGACGAUAACAAACUUCACCACCUCCCCUCUUCAUUAGGGCAGUAUGAGCUCUUCAGCGUAGACGCCUACUCAAAACGUCUACCGCAAAACGUCAGGGAGGCAGGUGGUAUCUUCUUCUCAAUGUGGCAGAGAGAAGCCAUGUGGCUCAACUUCCAACAAGGCUACCACAAGUAUGCAGUACGGGUCUUCGUCGGACAUGUGAAUGCCAUAACUGGGCAAGAGAUGCAAAAGGGAUUGGGCAAGAAAGAUGAGAGUAAAUUGCAGGACUAUGUUGUCAUACCUGGACAGAAAUGGCUAGAUGGUAUUUGCGUAGCUCCAGGUAUUGUUCGUCAGUUCGUUGCCAUGCCAUUGGGUUCUGGGUACACUGUUGAAGGCCAGAAAACAUCCGAAGAAAAGCAUGGAGGACUGCAGCUCGAAGUUACACCUGAAAUGAUCAAAGGUAAACGAGUGUGGUCGUACGCAAAGCAACAUUAUGUCACAUUCAAAGAUGGCUAUAAAUACUGCAGCGAUGGGCUGAAUGAGUCCUACACCCCUCGUGAACUCGGUUGCAAAAUCGGGGAUGUCCUGAGAUCGUAUCCGACUGAUGAAACGUACCGAACGCCUUUCCGAAUUCGAGACUUGGUCACGUCAGAGGUCGAUGAAAGGGGCGAAAAUAAGCUUCCUCAAAAUGUUGAUUUAUAUAUGACGACUCCUAUUAAACUCAAAGCUGAUGAUCGUCUCAACUUGAUGUUUCUUGGAUCGGAACAUUACGAAUUCGCUUCAUACAAAGUAGGUUCCAAUUCAAUGGCGUCCCCGUUAUGUAUUUCAAGACCCAAAAAGAAAUCUCUUGCAAUGGCUACUCCGCCCGCACGUAAUUAUCCGGAACCCCCAUCGAGGUCAUUGCGCCUAUUCGGACGGGGAGCAUCCAAACGGCCACGCCUUGACCAGAUGAGCAUAGGAAAUGGUGAAGGAUCGUCUGAUUUUCAGUCUCGCGAUGAUGUAGACGAAAGUAUCGCAGUGGAUGCUGCAACAGAGAGCGAAGGCAGAAAAGGAUUGGUGGAGCUUACCGAAACCCAAGUCAAAAACAUCAAGGCCAUGGGCUUAGCCGCUGGAGGAAAACUAAUUACGUUGCACUAUCUGUUUAUCUUCCUAUACAUAUACAAAGACAGAAAUGCCCCCACAACAUGGAACCACGCCGCAGCUCGCAUCCUCCACGUGCAUAUGCUUGAUCCCGAGAGCUGCGAAAAAGUCACACACAUCGUUCCUCAGCCUCCGCCCAUAGACGCGAAGAGGUACGCCAAGACUGGCGGUCAGUUCUGGGUUGUCGAAGAGAAAGUCGAUGAGCGACUUGAUGGCGGAGAUUUCGACAGCAUCAAGAGUGUCAGUCAGAUGGAUAAACAUGUGGGUAUAACCACAGAACCGGAAUUCAAUCCGGCAAGACCCAAAAUGUGUACAACGUGUGAGAUUCGACUGUGUGAUUGCAUCGUACGUCCCUGCGCCCAUCAAUUCUGCAAUAUAUGCAUCAAAGCAAUCGAGGAAGGCAGCGCCACCGAACCCGAUUCCCAACAAGCAGGGCCCUGGAAAUGUCCCACCUGCAGCACCCCCGUCUCCCACGUUGCCGGUUUCUCCGCACCCAUGAAUCUACCGGGCGAGGAACUCAUGCUCUGCACAAAAGUCCCCGUGAACGUGCUCAAGGUCGAAGAUGGGAGAGCGAGGUUUACGAGCGUGCUGAUGUCCAGGGUGUAA
This is a messenger RNA of Bipolaris oryzae ATCC 44560, 1860 nucleotides long. RefSeq lists its product as uncharacterized. Bases 1 to 1860 code for a protein of 619 amino acids. The transcript has 4 exons. NCBI's taxonomy places the organism in Eukaryota, Fungi, Ascomycota, Dothideomycetes, Pleosporales, Pleosporaceae. The record is from RefSeq and is a predicted model, not a curated record.